AUGGAAUUUGGGAACCCACAGUCCGUUCCUCUUUCUACCACCUAUGGUAUUCACAUAGGAUUAAUCCUAUUUCUGUGUGGAAAUGAGUGUAUUUUUCUGGUAGCUGAAGUGGUAGAAAUCUGUGCUUUUGAACUGAAAGUCACAGGCUACAGAGUGGUUCUUUUACUGACUGGUUGGGUCAACUUUGUAGUGUGCCAACUGUUUGCCUUGCUUGCGGCUGUUUGGUUUCGAACGUACCUUCAUUCAAGCAAAACUAGCCCAUUUAUAAGACAUGUUGUUGCAACUCUCUUGGGCCUUUAUCUUGCACUUUUUUGUUUUGGAUGGUAUGCCUUACAUUUUGUUAUACAAAGUGGAAUUUCCUACUAUAUCAUGAUCAUAAUAGGAGUGGAAAAUAUGCACAAGUAUUGCUUUGUUUUUGCUUUGGGAUACCUCACUGUGUGCCAAAUUACUAGAGUCUAUAUCUUUGAUUAUGGACAGUAUUCUGCUGAUUUUUCUGGUCCAAUGAUGAUAAUUACACAGAAGAUCACUAGUUUGGCAUUUGAGAUUCAUGAUGGAAUGUUUCGGAAAAAUGAAGAUUUGACUCCAUCACAGAGGUGCUUGGCUGUAAGACGCAUGCCAAGUCUACUGGAGUAUUUAAGUUACAACUGUAAUUUCAUGGGUAUCCUGGCAGGCCCGUUAUGCUCUUACAAAGACUAUAUUACUUUCAUUGAAGGCAGAUCAUACCAACUGCAACAGUCUGAAGCAAAUGGGAAGGAAGAUACCAAAUAUGAACAAACGGAUCCUUCCCCAAAUAUAGCUGUGGCACAGAAGCUCUUAAUCUGUGGACUGUCCUUACUCUUCCACAUGACAAUUACAGAAACUUUGCCUGUGGAAUACAAUAUUGAUGAUAACUUCAGAGCUACAGCAUCAUGGCCCAUAAGGGUUUUCUACCUGUAUGUGUCUCUUAUGGCUGCCAGACCCAAGUACUAUUUUGCAUGGACUUUAGCAGAUGCAAUUAAUAAUGCAGCAGGGUUUGGUUUUAGAGGCUAUGAUAAAAAUGGAGUGACGCGUUGGGAUCUAAUAUCAAAUCUGAGAAUCCAGCAAAUAGAGUUUUCCACAAGUUUCAAGAUGUUUCUUGAUAACUGGAAUAUCCAAACAGCUCUUUGGCUUAAAAGAGUGUGUUAUGAGCGCGCCACCUUCAGCCCAACGAUCCAAACCUUCAUCCUUUCUGCCAUCUGGCACGGGGUUUACCCAGGAUAUUACUUAACAUUCUUAACAGGAGUACUAAUGACACUAGCAGCACGAGCUAUAAGAAACAAUAUCAGACACUAUUUUGUUGACACUCCUGCUGUUAAACUAUGUUAUGAUAUUGUAACGUGGAUGGCAACUCAAGUAGCAAUAAGUUACACAGUCGUGCCAUUUGUAUUGCUCUCUGUAAAACCCUCUAUCACCUUUUAUAGCUCCUGCUAUUUCUGUCUUCAUAUUGCCAGCAUCCUGGUGUUGUUGGUAUUUCCACUGAAAAGAACUCAAAAAGGAAGUAAAAGGCAUGAAAGCGUCCAGCCCGUAUGGUCCAAAAAACUAGAAGAAGAAAAUCUUUUGCAAAAGAACAGUUAUUCCACAACAAAUAAUAGUUUCAGUCAGAAGCAAGAAAUAACCUGCAGAUAUCAAGCAUUGAAACAGUGAUUGAGGAAAUACUAUGAUGAAUAUAUUUUGUAUGUUUUCAGAAACCCAUUUUUAGCACCUUUUAAAGGGGUUUGUAUUUGUUUGCAAAGAUGUUUAGUAAGAAAAGAAUGCAUUACCUACCUAGGAAAAAUCACAUACAAUAGCAAGACUGGAAACAAAACAAAUUAACCCCUCCCAUGCCAUGUCCCUGUGGGUCACGCCUUAUACGAAGAUAUUACCAUUAUUUCAAUGGGCACUCAGGACUUGCAACGUAUGUCCAUAGGGUCAUAUGUGUGCCCUUUGCUGAAUGUACGUUGUAUCCCAAGGCACUGAUGGGGUGGAAUAAAAUUGUGUCAAUCUAGGAUUAACAAAUGGAAAUGGAUUUUUCCAAAUGAAUGACUUGCCUUAAACCCUCUAUUUACUGAAAUAUUGUUUCUAAGUGGGUAUUUCCAAGUUUGAUUUUAUGUGGAAAGCGUAUUUCAAAUAUAUAAUACUAUAUGCUAUAAAGAAGAUAAAAAUAGGAAACACAAAGUCAUUAGAAGGCUUUUGAAUCUUUAAAAGGGAAUUGCAAUAAGCAUCUCAGUAUUUGGAGGGUUUUCUUAAAGUAUGUCAAACUUUUACAGUACAUUACAGAACUGUAAACAUUACUGAUGCCAAAUUAUAGUUAGGUUUCUUUCAUAAAGAGUGUAAUUACACAUAGCCCUUCUGAAUGGAUUAACAAAAAAUAAACCACCUAAAGGUUCACGUUUUCUAGGGCUUGAUAGCCCUAAUCUAGGUUUCUUUUACUUUCAAGCACCUAAAACCAAUAAAACACUGCCAGGUGGGCUUUGCAGCUAAAGAAGGCAGAUGUAGGACACAGAACCCAAUGUGCAAGCACCAGGAUUUCAAUGAAAGUGCGUUUUUACUCUUACAUAGCAGAAAUACUUGUUCUAGAAUAGAACUGUUUUAC
This is a messenger RNA of Nestor notabilis (Kea), 2590 nucleotides long. It is a transcript of the gene MBOAT2, whose product is annotated as membrane bound O-acyltransferase domain containing 2. The record is from RefSeq and is a predicted model, not a curated record. Gene Ontology annotation, molecular function: acyltransferase activity. Gene Ontology annotation, biological process: lipid modification. The coding region runs from base 1 to 1662 and encodes 553 amino acids. The transcript is spliced from 14 exons. NCBI's taxonomy places the organism in Eukaryota, Metazoa, Chordata, Aves, Psittaciformes, Psittacidae. Gene Ontology annotation, cellular component: membrane.